GGGCUGCGGAUGGGCUGAGUGCUCAUGCGCAGUAGAUGUAGCUUUAGCCAGACCUGCAGAAACAUGGACGUCCAGAUGGCUCCUCUCCGGGCCUGGGAUGAUUUCUUCCCGGGCUCUGACCGCUUCUCCCGGCCGGACCUCAAAGACAUCUCCAAAUGGAACAACAGGGUGGUGAGCAACCUGCUCUACUACCAGACCAACUACAUGGCCCUGGCGGCCGCCGUCAUCUGCCUGGUGGGGUUUUUAAGUCCUUUCAACAUGAUCCUGGGAGCCACGGUGGUGAUUUUGGUCUUCUUGGCCUUCGUGUGGACCUCGCACAACAGGGACAUCGUCAAGAAAUUUAAGAAGAAAUACCCAACCGUAUUUGUCAUGUCUAUCAUGCUGUGCAGCUACUUCGUCAUAUCCUUGUGUGGGGGCGUCAUGGUUUUUGUAUUCGGAAUUUCUUUGCCACUCUUGUUAAUGUUCAUCCAUGCCUCCCUGAGGCUCCGUAACAUAAAGAACAAGCUGGAGAAUAAGAUAGAGAGCGCCGGACUUAAGAAGACUCCAAUGGGGAUCGUGCUUGACGCUCUCGAGCAGCAGGAGGAAAACUUUGCGAAAAUAGCCGACUCCUUAAUUAAAUUAAAGGAAUAAGAUGAACGGUCUUGGAACCCCAAGAUCAUUAAACGUUCCACUUACCUGCUGAAGUUUUUUUCUGUUUUGGUUCAGUUGUGUAUACCGGCAGUAGCACCUCACUGCCAUGUAUGUUAUUCCCCAGAAUACUGUCAGACAAUCUAAUGCUGUUUGUAUUUAAUGGUAUGAAGCAAUCGGCCUGCUGUGUUACCAAUAAGGUUGUUUGCCUCGUUGUCUCAGAGCCGCAACUGAUGAUAGACUCCACCAGCUUCCCCCUUGCCACCACUCGCUCCAUUAUUUUGUGUGGUUUUAGGAAAUUUGGGGGAUCCACUGCCCCACACUUAGAGGUGUUACCCCCAGUGUUACAGUAUGAUUAGACAUUAAAAGUGUUAAGUUUCCUUUACACAGCGCUUGCUUUGGUCGCUGUAAAAUGACCGCCAUGCCUCGUUUCCCUGCGGGAUGAUGUGACCCUGCAUAUCGGGGGUUGAUUUUGUCCCUUCUUUUCCAUGUUAUUGAAUUGAUGAUUUCUUUGUUUUGUAACGGUCGCUAAAUAUUACUUGCUUUAUAACUUAUAUAUUAUAGGAUUGUUACUCCUUUUCUUGGACUGAGCAUAGAAUGUCAUUGGCACUUGGUACAAGGGAUCAUUGAUUAUUUUUAAAGAGGUAUUAAUAAAUGCAUAAAGGAUUUAGGAGCAAUACCAGUUUAUUAGCCAAACUUUGAACUCUGGGUUGGAAAAUAAAAAUUCCCUACACACUAGAAGGAUUGAAUGCUUGUUGAGUUUAGAAUGUACAAGAAUAACGGGAAAUAUGUACUGUACCUUAUUCCUGGCUCCAGCAAGCUUCCUUCAUACAUAUGACUGGUCCAGUAUUGGUGUAUCCCAAAAGGGCGCCCAGUACGGAAAGUAAUACAGCCUUCUCUGAUACCCAUAGAAAUUGGCAUGUUACCCUUGCAUGUUACCCAACUGAAAAGUUUUUUUUUUCUUUUAAAUAUAAACCCAGAGCUUAGCUAUAAAGCUGUCCUUGGAUCUAAAUAUUAAGUUUGCUUAUGGCCCGUACACACUAUCCGAAAAUCGGACAAAAAAAUACCGCUUUCGAAGCAAUCCGAUGGUUAAUACAGAGCUUUUGAGAGCCGAUCACAACGGUUCAUUUGAUCGGACAACGCAAAAAAAAAAUUUGUACGAUACCAGAUUGUACAAUUUUCAUUUGAAUCGGUGCAGUUGUCGUCCCAAAAUACAAUAGAAAUACAUUAUAACACAUGACAUCACUAUUUUUUUUCUCCUAUUCUGUCAUACAAGGAUUUUUCUCACUUUUAGUAACCGCU
Molecule: messenger RNA, 1929 nt
Organism: Rana temporaria (common frog)
Lineage: Eukaryota; Metazoa; Chordata; Amphibia; Anura; Ranidae
Gene: ARL6IP5
Product: ADP ribosylation factor like GTPase 6 interacting protein 5
Exons: 3
Coding region: 25-630 (201 amino acids)
Biological process (GO): negative regulation of transport
Cellular component (GO): membrane
Source: RefSeq, a predicted model, not a curated record